AUGAAACAUGGAAUUGCAAUGGAACCAGCAGCAAAAAGAGAAUAUAUAACAACUCAGAAAAAAACACACAGGAAGUUCAAGGCCAUUAACACUGGGCUUGCUGUGAAUAAGGACAAAAGUUUUCUGGCAGCUAGUUCCGACAUGGAAACCUUCUGCAUGUGCUGUGGAUCUGGCCUUUGUGAAAUUAAGUGUCCAGAGAUUAUCAAAGAUCAAACGCCAACACCAACAAAUGUUCCCUUUAUAUUUGAACAAGAUGAUACUCUAAGUGUAGACCCAAAUCACAGCUACUAUUAUCAAAUCCAGGGACAAAUGGCCAUAUGCCAGAAAGCAUUCUGUGACUUUUUCGUGUUCACUUUCCAUGGGCAUCUUCUUCUUCGUGUGUUUUUUGAUGCUGAAUUUUGGGAGAAUGUGAAAGACAAACUGUGCUGGUUUUGGUUGGAACACAUUCUGCCAAGCCUUUAUGAAAUGGAUGAUAAUAAUAAUGUUUCAACUAAGCCAGUGAGGCGCAUGCUAAUGCCAGUGGCAAAUGUAGACAUUGAAAAAACAAGCCUGCAUAGUGAGAAAGUGAAGAAAAAAGGGAAGUCAACUAUGCCAAGGAAAAUAGUGUUUCACUGUGGUGUUUGCAGGAAAGAGUGUCUGGACUUCCCAGGACGUUCACAAGAUCAGUCCGUCUGUUGUGAUGAGUGUGAAACCUGGGUGCACUAUGACUGUGCUGGUGUCACAGAGGACACAGUGGAAUCCAUUGAUGUAUGGAUUUGUGAUAAAUGCCUUAAAUAGUAAUGUUGUCUCGAAUAUAAAUUUUACUAAACAGGUGAAGUUAACAUUCGAACAUUCUCCCCACCGUUGAUGGAUAAAGACAAAACAAGUCUUAAAAAUGUGUGUCCAUUUACAUCUGACAAAGACAAAACAAGUCUCUAAAAUGUGUGUACAUUUACAUCUGAUAAAGACAAAGCAAGUCUUAAAAAUGUGUGUUCAUUUACACCUGAUAAAGACAAAACAAGUCUUAAAAAUGUGUGUUCAUUUAAAGUGCUCUGCCUCCAAACACAAGUGACACUCGGAUUUUUAAACUUUAAAUGGGAGAAGCAGAUAUAAGCCGAACCUAGCUACAAUGAGUC
Messenger RNA from Dreissena polymorpha, 1115 nucleotides. RefSeq lists its product as uncharacterized. The transcript has a single exon. The record is from RefSeq and is a predicted model, not a curated record. NCBI's taxonomy places the organism in Eukaryota, Metazoa, Mollusca, Bivalvia, Myida, Dreissenidae. Bases 1 to 777 code for a protein of 258 amino acids.